GUGAAAGAAAUAUAUAAAAAUGGCAGCGAUAUUACGUGUAAAACGUCGACAUGACGACGAACCUUUAAAUGCUUUAGUAAUUUCGUAUAAACGACAAAAAACUGCUAAAAAUGAGGAAGCUGAAACAACGUUAUCGGCUCCACUAACCACAGUUGCAACAUUUGCUGGAACAGUUAAAAAACAGCAAGGGAGUGUCGAACACAUUAUUCAAAAUUACGAUAUAAAUGAUUUAAAAGCAAAUUUCAAACAACAUCCUGUAGAUGUUAUAAAUAAAGUAAGGGAAACAACAAAACAGGCUUCAGCAGAAAAUCGUUAUAAAGUAGUUAAUUGUUUCCGUUCUUUGGAUAACUCCACUGUUGAAGACUCUGAGGAAAAUGUCAUGACAGUGAUAGAUGUGGAAGAUUCGAAAUCUAUAGCAAAGAAAGAUUCUGCAGAAAAAGAUGAGAGUUAUGUAUAUGAUUUGUACUAUGUACAAACCGAGGAUGACAUGUGUAUAGAUUUUAAGGUAUCUGUGCAUCCAUAUGAUCAAGAAUUAGUUUUCGAUAAUUAUAGAGAUAAUGGUUAUUCUGAAGCUGAAUGUGAAUCAGAGGAUUCUAAUUCUGAGUCAAAUUGGAGAAAUGAUUACCCUGAUGAUUCCAAUCACUCUGAGGCAUCAAUCGAAGAGGAUGAUAUGAGGGAAGCUGUUAGGAAAAUGAAUCUAGAAGAUGGAUCAGAUUUGUCAGAAGAAGAUGAUUUUGUUUAUGCAGUUGAUAAAGCAGAUGUAGAGGCUUAUGGUUAUAAGUAUGCAAGGUAUAAAGCAAGGAUAAAAAAAGAAUUAGAUGAGGAUGAGGAUCAUCGAAGUAUAUGUACAUCUGACUCAGAUGAAAAUAAUGAAAAUUGUAAUUAGUGAUAACUAGUAUA
Molecule: messenger RNA, 900 nt
Organism: Habropoda laboriosa
Lineage: Eukaryota; Metazoa; Arthropoda; Insecta; Hymenoptera; Apidae
Gene: fs(2)ltoPP43
Product: probable RNA polymerase II nuclear localization protein SLC7A6OS
Exons: 3
Coding region: 20-886 (288 amino acids)
Biological process (GO): developmental process
Source: RefSeq, a predicted model, not a curated record